Messenger RNA from Oryzias melastigma (Indian medaka), 2246 nucleotides. RefSeq names its product tRNA methyltransferase 1-like (gene trmt1l). The record is from RefSeq and is a predicted model, not a curated record. Gene Ontology annotation, molecular function: RNA binding. NCBI's taxonomy places the organism in Eukaryota, Metazoa, Chordata, Actinopteri, Beloniformes, Adrianichthyidae. Gene Ontology annotation, cellular component: nucleus. Gene Ontology annotation, biological process: tRNA N2-guanine methylation.
GAAACCGUCGUAGACUGUGUGGUUGUGGACAGAGAUUAUUUUACGUACUUACGUUGGAACUUACGCAGUGGACGUAAAUGACGUAGGCCGCGGCUGUUUCCUGUGGUAGUUAUACUUCGAAAUGGCCGAGCUGAAAGAGGCGGUCGCUGAGCAGCAGCAGCACCGGGAAGACGUCGAUAUUAAAUCUGAAGAUGUUGGUGUCACAGAGCAUGAAGCGGAUUCGAGUGAAGCCGCCGCGGAUACCAAACCCUCAACGACUACCGAGAGACACAUCUCCAUCCAGACCAAACUGGAGGGACUGGAGAUGCUCGUUGACCUGAAUGAGGGGCGGAAAUCUUGUCCUUUGUGCCCAGAGGAGAAGUUCAAAGCUUGCUACAGCCACAAACUGCGUCGCCACGCGUCAGGGAGGUACAUGGCUCACUACCACUGUGUGGUCUGUUCUGUCACCAUCGCCCGCAAGACCGACAUGAUCAGCCACCUGAAGCGUCACAUCAACAAAGGAGAGACGGAGGCCAGCUACUCUGGGAGCCUGGACGUACAGUUUGAAGAGUCGACUCUGUCCGGUCAGGCCUACGAGAUCAUGAAGGAGCUGGGUACCAACGUGCAGCUCCUCCCAAACCACACCACCCCUCAGAAGAGUGACACCUACUUCAACCGCAAGAUGAAGACCAACAGGCAGCUGGUGUUCUGCUCGCUGGCCGUUCUGGCUGAAGAGAGGAACCCGGUCGACUGUCUGGAUGCUUUCGGAGCUACAGGCAUCAUGGGGCUCCAGUGGGCCAAACACCUUCGCAACUCCGUCAAAGUGACCAUAACGGACAUCAGCGAUGCCUGCGUCAAGAUGAUCAAGGAGAACUGCGAGCUGAACAACAUCCGAGUGGAUGGAGGUUCCCGGCCCCCCUGCGGGAAUGACGCCCAACCCAUCACCACCGUGGAGGUCGUCAAGAUGGACGCUAACGUCAUCAUGCACCUGCGACCCUUUGAUUACAUACACCUGGAUCCUUUCGGCACGGCUGUGAACUAUCUGGACGCUGCCUUCAGGAACGUCCGUAACCUGGGAAUCAUCUCGGUGACGUCCACAGACACUGCCUCGCUGUACGCCAAGUAUCCUAACGUCACCCAGCGCUACUACAGCUGCCACAUCGUACGCACCGAGUACUACAAAGAGCUGGCUGCUCGCAUGGUGGUAGCUUCUGUCGCCAGGGCAGCAGCGCGCUGCAGCAAAGGUAUCGAGGUUCUGCUGGCGGUGGCACUGGAGCACUUUGUCCUGGUGGUGGUGAGAGUCCUCAGAGGUCCGACGCAAGCAGACGAGUCGGUUAAGAAGCUACGGAAACUGGUCCACUGUCAGUGGUGCGAGGAGAGAGUCUUUCUGAAGCUGGGAAACAUGGUUGACGACACGCUGCCCUGUAACUGUCAUGGAAGUUUGCCCGGAAAAACAGCCGUGUAUCUGGGACCGCUGUGGUCUGGUCCUCUUUUCAAUACGGGCUUCCUGAGAAAGAUGCUGUCUGCAGCUGUGCAGCACAGCAUGGACGACAUCCAGCCACUCGUCAAAACUCUCAUCUGUGAGUCCGAGUGCACCAUGCUCAAGCCGCUCUUCCACGGGUCGCAUACCUUCACCAACCAGGUGGAGUGUGGCGUUGUCAUCAAGACCUUACAGGACGGAGGAGAGGGGCAUUCCACUGAUCACUCUGGAAAGAGGAAAAUUGGGGAGGAGUCUGGAAAUAUUCUGAAGAAGAUGAAACCGGAUGCAUCUCUGGAGCAUCCGCCCUUCUACUACAGCAUCCAUCGCCACAGCAUGCGAGGCAUGAACAUGCCCAAGCUCAACAAGUUCCUCCAGUACCUGUCAGAGGCCGGCUUCAGGGUGAGCCGGACCCACUUUGACCCGACGGGGGUCCGAACCGACGCCACCUUGCAGCAGUUCAAAUCCAUCCUCACAAAGUACAGCCCCCCCACCUGCACCACCAACACCACCCACACCCAGACGAGCGUCAGCACUGAGUCGACGGCCUGAACACAGCGGGCGGAGGAACUCGCCUCCACUGAACCCUGCACUGACGGAGACGGAGUUUCAUGAGGAUCAUUGGAACUUUGUUCAAACUGAACCACCUGAUCCUGCGGCCGCACAGACCUGCUGUUCUGAUCGUGUUCUAUUUAUUCUUUUGGAAAUUGUGCUGUAGAUGUUUGACUUUUUUCAUCCAGUGUUUUCCCUUUUCUUACAAAAAUGAAAUAGAAUUGUUCUGUUCAAGCUG